Messenger RNA from Polyodon spathula (Mississippi paddlefish), 959 nucleotides. RefSeq names its product proteasome subunit beta type-1-B-like. Gene Ontology annotation, cellular component: proteasome core complex. Bases 118 to 831 code for a protein of 237 amino acids. The transcript is spliced from 6 exons. Lineage: Eukaryota; Metazoa; Chordata; Actinopteri; Acipenseriformes; Polyodontidae. The record is from RefSeq and is a predicted model, not a curated record.
UUCCGGUUCCGAUAGCGCCAUAUUGCCGUGAGACAGCAGACUUCGGGAGCAAAACUGAAAGCACUUGUAAUUUCUGUUAUAAUCUGUUUAAACGAACUUUAAUAAAGAGUAAACAACAUGUUGUCGGCAGCAACUUAUGGAGAAAAUGGGAAGAUGAAGGAAUAUCAUUAUAGUGGACCUGUGGAGCACAGAUUCUCACCUUACACGUUUAACGGAGGGACUGUACUGGCUGUUGCUGGUGAAGACUUUGCUAUCGUUGCCUCUGACACUCGACUGAGUGAAGGUUACUCUAUUCACAGCAGAGACUCGCCUAAAUGCUACAAACUAACGGACAGAACUGUAAUUGGAUGCAGUGGAUUUCAUGGAGACUGUCUGACAUUAACAAAAAUAAUUGAUGCUCGGUUGCAGAUGUAUAAGCACUCGAAUAACAAGACAAUGACGAGCGGUGCAAUAGCAGCUAUGCUUUCCACCAUCCUGUACUCUCGACGAUUCUUCCCUUACUACGUUUACAACAUCAUUGGGGGUCUAGAUGAAGAAGGAAGGGGAGCAGUGUACAGUUUUGACCCAGUAGGGUCAUACCAGAGAGAUAAUUACAAAGCAGGAGGCUCUGCAAGUGCCAUGCUGCAACCCCUCCUCGACAACCAGAUUGGCUUUAAGAACAUGGAGAAUGUAGAGCAUUUGCCUCUGUCCCAAGAGAAGGCAGUUCAGCUGGUCAAGGAUGUCUUUAUUUCUGCUGCUGAAAGAGAUGUCUACACUGGUGAUGCACUCAGAAUCUGCAUUGUUACAAAGGACGGCAUCAAGGAAGAGACUAUUCCACUUCGAAAGGAUUAAGCAAUUCUCUGCUCUGCAAAUCAGAAUAAAUAUGUACUAUUUCCUUCAAUACAUGAUUUUAGUGUAACUUGACCAAUAUUUUCUGUAUACACUGUCAUUUGUAAGACAAUAAAGUCUUCAAAUCAAAA